Branchiostoma belcheri (Belcher's lancelet) is the source of this 4100-nucleotide messenger RNA. Its product is annotated as zinc finger protein 37 homolog. The record is from RefSeq and is a predicted model, not a curated record. Gene Ontology annotation, biological process: regulation of transcription by RNA polymerase II. NCBI's taxonomy places the organism in Eukaryota, Metazoa, Chordata, Leptocardii, Amphioxiformes, Branchiostomatidae. Bases 219 to 2723 code for a protein of 834 amino acids. Gene Ontology annotation, molecular function: RNA polymerase II cis-regulatory region sequence-specific DNA binding; protein binding; DNA-binding transcription factor activity, RNA polymerase II-specific. The transcript has 4 exons.
ACCAAAACAAGUAUGGCGGCGAUUCGCCGGGCUGGGCUGAAAAUGAAUAAAUCUGCGGCUUAAAAUCGGUCAAGAAAUUUCCGACAAGCUUUUCUAACGCUACAGGGUAUAGUAUAGGGAUAGUCGCGGUCGCAGGAUCGAGUAUAGGAUGUAGAUUUAGUCAAAUUCUGAGGCGACGUUCAUGCGUUCAAAAUAUCGUCUGAUUCCGACUGGCGGCCAUGAUGACAGAAUCGAACGUGUCGCACCGCUUCCCCGACCACUGCGCCACGGUGCUGCGGCGGCUGUGCGAGCUCCGCCGUCAGGACGUCCUGUGCGACGUCACAGUGAACGUGCAGGGGAAAAACUUCAGAUGUCAUAAAGCCAUCCUGGCAGUAUGCAGUGGGUAUUUCCGAAUGUUAUUUGCUGCCAAUGACAAGAAUGCGAGCAUUGUGCUACCUGGUGUGAAUGCCAAUGCCGUGGAAGACAUCUUAAACUACAUGUACACUGGGGAGCUCCAACUUGAAACAGAACACAUGACAGCCUACCUGGAUGCAGCAAGCUACCUCGAGAUUCCCGCUAUCAUGGAAUUGUGUGAUGCAGUUUACAAGAACACUGCCAGCCACACAUCUCCUGAAGACGCCAUGAUGCGCUUCUCUGACCGUAACUUGUUCACCGCAUUUGGUGCCAAAGGCACAUGGCACGAUCAGGAAAGAAACAAGAAGACAGACAAGGAAGAUUUCACAUGGAACUUUGUCAACACCUCAGAGGGCCAGAUUGCCAUACUUAAGGACGUGAAAGAAGGAGAUGAUGCCAAGAAAAUUGACAACAAGCAGUCUAGCGAUAAGGUCUUAAGAUCAGAAGAGAACAGCAGUCUGAUCAUACAAUCCCAGUGCUCGUCACAAGAAGGCAGUAGUUUGGGUUUGGUUGCCAAAGCUGAUUGCAAGGAUCCUGCUGUGAAAGGCAAACCAGGAAAACGAAAGACCUUGAAAAAGUUCAAGCUGAAAGAACUCAAAGUAAAACUAGUACCUCUUUACAGCGUUAGGAAGAAGAAGACUCAAGGAGGUGCAGAGAGGGAGGAAGAACAACAAAAGGAGUUGGGAAGUAGCAGUGCAUCUUGCUCCUUGGAGACAGUUGAAAUCACAAAGUGGGUUGACCCUGAGAAUGUAUGUGACAAACAGAGUGGGGAUUUCUGGAACCAAAGUGAUGAGGACAGAUCAGGUAGGCAAACAGAAGAUCAGUGUGCAUUGGACAGUGUCGGGGAGGUUUCUAUACAUUCUGUAUCCGAGGACUCGUCUCGGGACCAAGACUUUGGGACACUAGGGGGUGAAACGGACAGGAAACCAAGACUGCUCAAGAUUGACGUGGCCUCCUUAACAGGAGGAGGAAAAAGAAGGAGCAAAAGAGAGCCGAGCGCGACCAUGACAUUUCUGUCGAGCCCCGGUGGCCAGUUUGACGGUAACACCAGCACGAGCUCCAGCAGUAACAGCUCCCCUGAUCCAACGGUUUCUGAUCCGCUGGGCAAGAGGCGCACCUGUAGAAUCUGUCUCCUCACCCUCCGUGACCAGGAGGAAAAGUCCCUACACCUCCACACCGUCCACUUCGACCGCUUCACCAACAAGUGGCAGUGUCCCUACUGCAACAACAGCUACACCGCCAGCAACAACCUGCAGAAGCACUGCAUCAAGGAGCACGGGCUGCCGGCCAGCGCGCCCAAGGGGGAGCGCUGCCGCUGCCUGAUCUGUCACGCUCGGUUUGACAGCCAGGAGGAGAAGACUCGACACCUCCACGCCGACCACUACAACCAGCAGGCGCAGAAGUGGGAGUGCCCCUUCUGUAGUCACUCCUACACCGCCAACAGCAACCUCAAGAAACACUGCAACAAGGUGCAUUACAAGCUGUGCUUGGUGGAGUGUCCUGUUUGUGGCAAAGAGCUGAAGGACAAGCAGCGUCUGAAAGAGCACAUGUACUCUCACACCGGAGAGAAGCCCUACAUGUGUAACACCUGCAGCAAGAGGUUCACCUGCCAUACAGGUUUGAAACGUCACAUCCUGCUCCACACCGGCGAGCGGCCCUUCCACUGCAACAUCUGUGACAACAGCUUCCGGCAGAAACGCCACCUGAAGGAGCAUAUGUUGCGCCACUCGGACGACAAGCCCUACCGCUGCGAGACCUGCGGGCAGCAGUUCCGCCACAGCACCGCCUACCGCAACCACCGCUACCAGCACACCAACCAGCGCCCAUGGCUCUGUAAGCUGUGCGGCGCCGGAUUCAUCAAGAAAAUCAACAUCAGGAGACACCUCGCCACCAAGCAUGGCAUCGUGGAUGAGGAGGACAAAGGGCAGGGGUCAGAGGGCACAGGUCAAGUGGGGUUAGAUGGCAUAGGUCAAGUUGCAUCUGAGGGCAUAGGUCAAGUUUUGUCUGAAGAUAUACAUGUAGGUGAAGUUGUAUCUGAGGGCAAACUUGGUAAUGUUGGAUCAAAGGGUCAAUGGGGAUCAGAAGGUAAAGAUGAAGGGGAAUCAGACAAGGCAGCUGUGCUGUCCAUGGGGGCAGGAGAUUUGCCUGGGCUGGACCCAGGUGGUGUUUCCAUGGUAACCAAAGGUGGGGUUACCAUGGGAACCCCAGGUGAGACAACAGAGCAUGGGGAGGGGGGUGAGGGAAGUGUGGAGGAGAGGAAGAGCAUGAUGGCUGUUGUAGGACCUGCAGUGGACAACAUGUUUGAGGAUAUCAACCCCUGGGGAAAGUAACUAGGACUGAGCCAUGAUACACCUCUGGUUAGAGAGUUGUACCACCUGAUGUUUAUUGUUGCUUUUGUUGUAAUGUUGAGUUUGUUAGAAGCUGUACAGUUACAAAAAUGUUGCUGACGAAAUAGUUUACCACAAAUCUGCAUUUGAUGGAUGUGUUGUCUCAGUGGUUGACAACUGUUUAGAGUUACACAAUGUACGUCAUGUAUCGUUUGGACUUGUUGGAGGAAAAUGCUAAUGGGAAUGGUGGGGGAUCAGUACAAUGUAUUAUUUUGUUAGCCUUUUUUUCCCAAAAGAAAGAGAUGUCCAAAUACGUAAAAGCCAAACAUGCAAUUGCUGGGCAUUAAGGAUGUACACAUGUACAUUCCAAUGAGUUAACACAAGCCACAUUCACACUUCUCAAGACAGGUCCAUAGAUGAUAGAGGUUUUCAAGAUUGCCAUGAGGACAUAUUUUGUAUCUUCUCCUUUUUUUAAGUUUCAUUCCACAUUUUACAAAUGACUACAAGUUAUUUCAUAUUCAGUUUUAAGUGCCAAAAUGAAAUUGAGUCAAUAAGAUAAGACAUUAAAAAUAGUCUUCUCAAGAAAGAUGAAAAAUGAUUCUAAGUUAAGGUAGAUCUAAAUAAAACUUUUGCCAUGACAAUGUUUCCAAGGAAGUCUUAACUUCACUGUCAGAGUUGUUCCAAAAAGUUUAAAGGUCAGUUUACACACUGCAAGCUUACCAAGUCUAUUUUAAAGAUAAAUGUUGUGAAAGUCAAGUUUUAGAUGCCCAUUUAUAUAUAUUUAUUUAUUCUUUGUGUAGAAAAUUUAAAGAGAUUACAAAUUACUGUUAAAGUUAAAGAUUUAUGUAGAUUUCAAAUAGCUUCUUUAGCAGUGAUAUUUAAAUUAAACCUGUCUAUCUGUUGAAAGUGCAGAAUGAUUGUAGCUAGUCUUUAGACGAGUCUCCACCAGAGUAACAACACAGGUUCAAAACUGUCAUUUUUAGUCAAAUAGAGACUAAAUUUGUCAUGGUUGUCAAAUGAAACCUGAUCUGCCCAGUCGGACCCUAUUUUUGUUGAAUUCUUCCAUCCUUACCCCCUUAAGGAAGGCCUGGUGGAGGCUACAGGCUGCCCUGACAUGAUUGUUGCAUUCUGGGAUUUUAUGCCAAGUCUUUCUGCAUGUGCUCCUGUCAUCUUGGUAUUACAAAGUCAAUAAAGACAUGGAGGGAGAACAUUACACAAAAUAAAUCAAGCAACAUUUUAUUACUGGAUAAAUUCUCUAAAGAUUCAGACAUCUGCUAUCUAUCUGUCAUCAUUCUGAGCCAGUCACUGAUAAAAGAUUUCAGAUGCUCAAUGAAACGUCUGACUCGGCUAUGGCCGUGUUUAUGUGAAGUCACCCAAACC